UAACAAGUACUUUAUCUUGUAUGUAUGGUGUAUUGAUGUUAACGUAAAAUUGCAAAGUGGAAAUUUGUAUAUGUUCUUUUAUUAUUUCUUGCUAUCUUUCGAUUGGUUUGAUUGUUGUAAGGAUACUCAGUAUGUUAAGUCAUCGUUAGUGUGCGAUCACUGAGUCAACAACACUUGAUAUAGACAGUUAUUUGAGAAGUUGAACUUGGGCAUGAGAUUUUAGUAGACUGAAAAUGCCAGAUGAAACAGAAGUUUGGGCAGUUCCUGCUCAUAUAGGAACAUCCCCACCAUACAAAUCAGACAUGCGAUUUCGAAAUAUGAAAUUGAAUGCGAGAUUAUUAGGUAGAAAGUCGAGAGAAAGAAAACUAAUGCUACCGUGUGAUUCUCCAUUUCAGAAACGAAACCUUACUAAAUAUCCAAUGGAAUACAGCCACAUGGAGUCUAGAAAAAAUGCAGACGGACAACAUAUCGUUCGAAAAAUAACAGCAGAGAAAGUAAAAAAAGCUCAAGUUGACAGUGAGAAUUUACGGCAAUACAGUUUAAAGAUGUUUGAUAAUGCCGUGGACGUCUAUACUCAUCGCAAUGAUCAAAGAAAUGUUCUAUCUGAAAUUCCAUCUCGUAUUAUGUCAGGACAUAAUGGACCAACACAUAACGGAAGUGUUUUAUACAACAAAAGAAGCAAUAUUAUGAAUUCUAUCCGUCUUAGGUCACAGUCAGAGAUUCCAACUAGAUUUAACCAUUUGAAAUCGCAGACAAUACAACCUCAGAUAAAGCAAACAUUAUGUAGAAGCAAUAGAGAGUAUACAGUGUCGUGUGUUUCACCAAAAGUGCAGUCAGCUAGGUCUGUAUCAACAAUAUCCAACAACAGUGAGUUUAGGCUUAUUCCAAAUGGCUCUAUGUGUUCAGAGGAAUUAGAUUGGGUAAAGUCAGAAAUGAAUGACAGUGUAUUUGAUGACAAUGAAAACUGCUCAAACACCUCUUCAAGUGUUUCUAUGGAUCCUAGUUUUCUCAAAAGAAAUCUACCUUCAGCGAAGCUUCAUUUUUAUUCAAUUGAAGAGGAUUCAUCGUCAGAAGAAGACCUAAAUGUUACAGAUGCAGUGCCGACCGAAGAACCAAAAAAAGAUCUUAUACCUGAACCUCAGCCUGAAACCUCUCGACCCAAAUCGGGAAAAGGACGACCGAAAAGUGGACGAUCAAAAAGCAGUGCUAGUCCAAAAUCAAAAGCUAAACGUGGAAAAUCACCCAAAAGUAAAAAGGGUAAAGAUAAGGAAUCAGUUCCUGUUACUCCACCACCUCAACCUGAAGUUAAAGUAAUUGAAACUCCUCCGGUUCGUAAACCUUUAAAGGGUCCAAAGUGCUGGGUAGACGAUGCUACAAUUACAAGUGAAAAGGAAAUACUUAACGACGAUGAAAAUAUUUCACAAACUUCUAAACCUGGAAGUCCUACGUGUAAAAGUCCUGCAAAAUCAAACGUUAGCUUCAAAAACCAAGGUGAAAGUCCAGACAUAGACAAUGUUCAAACUUUACCAGAACCCGUGAAAAAAGAACAAUGUUUGGUGCUAGAGGAAGUAGAGCAAUACAUUCCAAAUGGACUUCCUUCUUUCAUAUGUCCUAGCUCCGAAGAGCGAUCUCGACAAGAAGCCAUAAAAGACUGGCUUGCAGGGUGUAACUUUGGAUCUGCAAGUCGAUGUGUACCAUUAUUAUAGAUUUUCAAUAACAAGAAUUUCAAUAUACCAUGUUACUUACAAUUAAUAAGUAAUUGUCAUUUAUUUAGUAAAAGUUCAUUCGUUUUUCUUUGAAAUUUCUUUUGCCCUUAAUCUAAUUAAAGUUAGAUCUUUAAUUGAUCCUAAAUUUCUGAUAUGUCGUGCGUAAAGAUUCAUACGCCACAUAUCAGAAAAGGGGGAGCAAUUUAAACACCUAAUUUCAAUUAGGUUGUUCUACUCAAUGAUUUAUAUCAUCGACGCAUUUCGUGUCGACAUGUUGUGCUGCUUAUAUUCAAAAGACAAUUAUUGUGUCAAUGUUUACAUUUCUAAAAAAUUGUAUUAAAUCCAAAGUAUAUCUGAGUAUCAAACUCUAAACGUAACAGAACACAGGCAACAACAGAUCUUUGUGAGGGGUUCGCAGGGUAAAACAUUCUACUUCAUUUUCGCCUUCAAUAUCAUUUUUUCUGGUAUUUAAGGAACUGUGAACUUUUCUCAAACAGUAAGAUCUUAACUUAAUUAGUGUGCAUCAUAUCAGUUUAAAUGAUGCCACGUAAACGUGUAAUAUUUGCUACUGCCUAUCUGUUUUAAGGUAGAAACGAACCCUUUUCUUAACUAAUUAAGUUUUAUGUUUACAAUAAAAAUAACAGUCAUGUUCGGAUACUGUUUUACGUGAAUUUAAUAUUUGUUUUUGAGAGAAAAAACCAUCGUCAAUACAAUGUGUUAAUUUGUUGAACAAUGCUUUUAGUUAACACCAAAACCUGAAAUUAACCCAAAAUUGUCUUGUUUAAGAUCAGGUUUCCUGUGAGCGUCUAUGUCCCUUUCUUUCACCUGUCAUACAAAAUGUACCUAUGAUGUAGAAUGUUUUCCCCAAUGGGUAAACCGUAUGUACUAGUCAAGACUAUGACAUACAGUCGGUAUACUUCCGAAUGAUUUUAUUGUGUCCAGAGGUUCUCAAGUGAAAAAUAACUAUAAUUCUAUGUUAGCUCAAUUGUUAUUCCAUAUUUUGUCAUAAAAUCUUCAUUAAAUAAAACCAUUUUUUGCAUA
Molecule: messenger RNA, 2747 nt
Organism: Mytilus californianus (California mussel)
Lineage: Eukaryota; Metazoa; Mollusca; Bivalvia; Mytilida; Mytilidae
Exons: 2
Coding region: 234-1706 (490 amino acids)
Source: RefSeq, a predicted model, not a curated record